Messenger RNA from Gossypium raimondii (Peruvian cotton), 729 nucleotides. Its product is annotated as rho GDP-dissociation inhibitor 1. Lineage: Eukaryota; Viridiplantae; Streptophyta; Magnoliopsida; Malvales; Malvaceae. The coding region runs from base 61 to 729 and encodes 222 amino acids. The record is from RefSeq and is a predicted model, not a curated record. Gene Ontology annotation, molecular function: Rho GDP-dissociation inhibitor activity; protein binding. The transcript has 5 exons. Gene Ontology annotation, biological process: Rho protein signal transduction. Gene Ontology annotation, cellular component: cytoplasm; membrane; cytosol.
UCCUCGACAACGCUUUGAUGUUUGGUACUGCAUUUUGAUGUUGUGUUGGAUGAGCAGUUGAUGUCUUUGGCCGUUGGAGCUGGUCCAAGUUCCAGCAAUAUGGAUGACAAAGCGGGCUCUGCUGAAAAAACGACCACCAACCACCGUCCAGAGAGCGAUGAUGAUAACGAAGAGGAGAAUCGCAAUUUGCAUUUGGGUCCUCAGUACACUCUCAAAGAACAGCUUGAAAAAGAUAAGGAUGAUGAGAGCUUAAGGAAAUGGAAAGAACAGCUUCUUGGAGGUGUGGAUAUUAACAACAUUGGAGAAACACUUGAACCGGAAGUGAAGUUCCUUAGUGUGGCAAUCGUGUCACCAGAUAGGGAAGACAUAGUUCUUUCAAUCCCUGCAGAUGGAAAGCCCGAGGGUUUAUGGUUUACACUGAAAGAAGCUAGCCAUUAUCGCUUGAAGUUCUCUUUCCAAGUUAGCAACAACAUUGUAUCUGGUCUCAGGUACACUAACACUGUCUGGAAAACUGGUGUCAAAGUUGACAGCACAAAAGAUAUGAUUGGAACUUUUAGUCCUCAGUUAGAGCCUUACACACAUGAAAUGCCCGAAGAGACAGCCCCUUCUGGUUUUUUGGCUAGAGGAUCAUACACUGCAAAAUCAAAGUUCCUUGAUGAUGAUAACAAGUGCUACUUGGAGAUCAACUAUACAUUUGAUAUCCGAAAAGAUUGGGCUGCUACUGAAUAA